Molecule: messenger RNA, 2580 nt
Organism: Salarias fasciatus (jewelled blenny)
Lineage: Eukaryota; Metazoa; Chordata; Actinopteri; Blenniiformes; Blenniidae
Gene: bco1
Product: beta-carotene oxygenase 1
Exons: 11
Coding region: 1-1569 (522 amino acids)
Biological process (GO): retinal metabolic process; carotene catabolic process
Molecular function (GO): beta-carotene 15,15'-dioxygenase activity; carotenoid dioxygenase activity
Source: RefSeq, a predicted model, not a curated record
AUGCCGUUUGACUUUUCCAAGAACGCAGUGGAGAGCCCGGAGCCCUGCAAGGCAGAAGUUAAAGGAAAUAUCCCCGGCUGGCUGCAGGGCACGCUGCUGCGCACUGGCCCGGGGAUCUUCUCAGUGGGGGAGACCAGCUACAACCACUGGUUUGACGGGAUGGCCAUCAUGAACAGCUUCAACAUCAAAGAUGGUGAAGUGAUCCACAGGAGCAAGUUUCUUAAAGGUGACACCUACCAGGCCAACAUGGCUGCAAAAAGAAUAGUGAUUUCUGAAAUGGGAACGAUGGCCUAUCCGGAUCCAAGCAAGAACCUCAUUUUCAAAGCCAUCACCUUCCUGAACCACACGGUGCCCGACUUCACAGACAAUGGUGCAAACAACUUUAUCAAGUAUGGAAACGACUAUUAUGCAACUUCUGAAACCAACUACAUCCGCAAGAUCGAUCCCGUGACCCUGGAGACCCAGGAAAAGGUGGACUACUUGAAGUACCUGCCAGCAAACCUGGUGUCAUCCCACCCGCACUACGACAAGGAGGGCAACGCCUACAACAUCGGGACUUCAAUAGCAGAAAAGGGCAAGACUAAAUACAUGAUCUUUAAAGUCCCUGCUGCUUCAGAGAAAGUCAAGGGCAAGACCGUCCCUGUGCUGAAGAACGUGCAGGUGCUCUGCACGAUUCCCUGUCGCCAUCUCCUCACGCCCAGCUACUACCACAGCUUCGGCAUGACCGACAACUACAUCAUCUUCAUGGAGCAGCCGCUGAAGCUGGACAUCGUGAAGAUGGCCACUGCCUACAUGAGGGGGGUCAGCUGGGCCAGCUGCGUGAAGUUCUGCCCUGAAGAAAAUAGUCUGAUCCACCUGAUCGACAGACGGACUGGGAAGGAGGUUGAGACCAAGUACCAGACCGGGACAAUGAUUGUCUACCAUCACGUGAACGCUUUCGAGGAUGACGGGCAUGUGGUCUUCGAUGUCAUCGCCUACAAUGAUAACAGUCUUUACGAUAUGUUCUACUUCGACAAGCUGAACGAUCAGUCGGGGUCCAGUAACAAGAACUACUCCAAGCCAAGUUACAAGAGAUUCGCGCUCCCUGUUCAUCCCGACAAAGGUGCUGCAGUCGGGGAAGACCUGGUGAAACACAAGUACACAACCGCCAGCGCUGUGAAGGAGAAAGACGGGAAACUUUUAUGCCAAGCGGAAGUGCUCUGCGAUGGUAUUGACUUACCCAGAAUCAACUAUGAUUUCAACGGCAAGCGGCACCGGUUUGUGUAUGGGAGCAUCGUGAAGGAAUCCGCUCUGACCCAACAGGUCGGAAAGUUUGACACAGAAACCAAGGAAAUGGUUUACUGGAACGAGGAGGACUGCUUGCCGUCGGAGCCAGUUUUCAUCCCCAGACCAAACGGAGAGUCCGAGGACGAUGGCGUGGUGCUGCUGUCAGUCAUCAACGGCAAACCGGGCCAGCCCGACUUUCUCCUCUUCCUCGACGGCAAAACGUUCAAAGAAGUUGCCCGCGCAUACGUGAAAGCUGAGCUCUGCAAAGACAUGCACGGAUUCUUUAUCCCACAGGGACAGUAAACGGUUGAGAAACGUGUUUGAUAAAGAAAAAACAGUGUUGAAGAGUAUGUUUGAGCCAUCAGUGCACGUGGUUUCAGGUGCCACUUCGUGUCUGUGACGUCAAAAAAUACACCAACACAAAUUUCUGAAGGAACAAAGAAAUUUAUUCAGUCCGCAUGCAUGUAUUACUGUUGACUAGUUCUGCUUUUUUGUGUUGUUUAAAGUAGGAUCUGUUUUUUUUCAUGAUUGAAGUGUUGGAUUAGGAUCGUUCUAGAAGUUUGCGUGAAGAUUGAUUUGUCUUUAUACAUUGCCAUUAUUUGUCCAUGCAGGUGGUUUUACAACGUUUGGGUGAAGUUGUAGGAAGUCAUACAGGUCAGGAAAUGGAUGCAAUGUGUUCAUUUUUAUUUUAUUCGGUGUUGGAGGUUGGCUCUGUAAAGCCAGAACCAGAGGUGCCUUUUCGUCUCCUUCUGCUACAUGUAAUAUAUUUUCGUGCAUUACAUUUAUCUAAAAAUAACCUUUUUGAACCUUUUUGGACAUUUAUCUAGCUGCAUCAACUGGCUUGUCAGAGCUGCUAUAGAAGUCACGACAGAGCUCAUGCUUACUGAACAGGCUGCAGCAAAAGUGUUUUAAACCUCAGUUUUACAUAAAUGCACUUGACACAUUUCAUCAUCUUUUGCUCGUCUAUCAGUUGUCAUCUGUUUCCUGACCUUGGCUUUUGUUUUACACAGGAGCAAAGUCUGCUGAGAGAGAAUCUUUUUAGAUAGAAAGUUUCUUCUGCUUCUAAUCAAAGACAAUAUUAAGAGUCACUUCAGAUAUCUUUGUUUAUUACUAGUUUUUAAUCACAAGUAUUCAUUGUAUAUUUGCAUAAAUAACAUAUGUAGCUAAUAACUGCUUUUCUCAUAAUGACUCUUUUAACAGCUUACCUAUAUAUCUUAUCUGUAUCUUAUCAGUUGUUCUUUAAUGUGUUUUUUCAGACCAGUUCCUACUAUUCUGUUGACUGCAAGAUGCGCACUUUUUUAUUGUAUUAGAUGU